Molecule: messenger RNA, 9491 nt
Organism: Pygocentrus nattereri (red-bellied piranha)
Lineage: Eukaryota; Metazoa; Chordata; Actinopteri; Characiformes; Serrasalmidae
Gene: lama1
Product: laminin, alpha 1
Exons: 63
Coding region: 1-9276 (3091 amino acids)
Biological process (GO): cell adhesion; regulation of cell adhesion; camera-type eye development
Cellular component (GO): basement membrane
Molecular function (GO): extracellular matrix structural constituent; signaling receptor binding
Source: RefSeq, a predicted model, not a curated record
AUGAGGCUCGUCCUGGCCGCGCUGCUCCUGUGGGCAUCCUCCGCCGAGUGCCAGCAAAGAGGUCUUUUUCCUGCAAUUCUGAACUUGGCCAGCAAUGCUGAAAUCACAACCAACGCCACAUGUGGAGACCCUCUUCCUGAGAUGUACUGCAAGCUAGUGGAGCAUGUUCCUGGAAGACGUAUUCGUAACCCUCAGUGCCGGUCGUGUGAUGCUAACAGUGCUAACCCCAAAGAGAGACAUCCCAUCACCAAUGCUAUUGAUGGUACCAAUCAAUGGUGGCAGAGUCCGAGCAUCAAGAACGGCCGUCAGUUCCACUGGGUCACCAUCACACUGGAUCUACGACAGGUUUUCCAGGUCGCUUAUGUCAUCAUUAAGGCAGCAAACUCUCCGCGACCAGGAAACUGGAUUUUGGAACGUUCUCUAGAUGGCAUCAAUUUUCAUCCCUGGCAGUACUAUGCCAUCAGUGACACGGAGUGCCUGACCCGCUACAACAUCACCCCCCGCAUUGGACCUCCCACCUAUAAGAGAGACGAAGAGGUCAUCUGCACAUCCUACUACUCCCGCUUGGUGCCUCUGGAACAUGGAGAGAUUCACACGUCUCUGAUAAAUGGCCGGCCAGGUGCUGAUGACCUGACCCCUGAGCUGCUGGAGUUCACAUCCGCCCGCUUCAUCCGCCUGCGCCUGCAACGCAUACGCACACUAAAUGCUGACCUCAUGACCCUCAGCUACCGCGACCCCAAAGACGUGGACCCUAUUGUCACACGCCGGUAUUACUAUUCACUCAAGGACAUCUCAGUGGGCGGGAUGUGCAUCUGCUAUGGCCACGCUCAGAGCUGCCCCUUGGACCCUGUUACCAAGAAACUGCAGUGUGUGUGUGAACACAAUACAUGUGGAGAGAGCUGUAAUGAGUGUUGCCCCGGCUACCACCAAGAACUGUGGCAACCUGGGACCAUCUCCGAUGGCAACACAUGCGAGAAAUGCAACUGUCACAACAAGGCAGAGGACUGUUAUUACAACCAGACCGUGGCUGAUCUGAAGAUGAGCAUGAACACACACGGCCAGUUUGUGGGAGGUGGAGUGUGUAUCAAUUGCACGCAGAACACUGCGGGGGUUAACUGCGAGACUUGUGCUGAUGGGUACUAUAGACCACACAAGGUGUCCCCAUAUGCAAAUGAGCCCUGUUUGGAGUGUAAUUGUGAUAUAAGAGGCUCUGUCAGUCACAUCUGUGUUAGAGACGACAACCAUGCUAACCCUGGCAAAGGUCUCCUUCCAGGUCAGUGUUUGUGUAAGGAGGGUUUUGCAGGGGAGAGGUGUGAUCGCUGUGCCUUUGGCUACAGGGAUUUCCCCUUGUGCACACACUGUGAGUGCAGUCUCGAAGGUAGCCAUAACAUUGACCCCUGUACAGAGUGCAUCUGCAAGGCCAAUGUGAUGGGUGCAAACUGUGACCUGUGUAAGCAGGGCUUCUACAACCUGCAGGCCAGUAACCCGGAGGGCUGCACAGAGUGCUUCUGCUUCGGUGUCUCUGACGUGUGUGAGAGCUCUACCUGGAAUACUUCUUUGAUUGUGCACAGAGAUGGCUGGCUCCGCCCCUCCAUCCACAGCACCUCAGUCCACGCCGUCUCUAUGAUUGAAGACAACCUCAUCAUCGCUAGCAAUGCUACGGCAACCACAGGCCACCUCUCUGUGUUUUCCUGGACCGCUCCAGAGCUUUUCCUCGGCAAUCAGCUGACUGCUUAUGGAAGCUUUCUAAACUACAGUGUGGCGUAUGAUGUGUCGGUUGACAGUAAUGUGGACAAAGCGCUCCCAUCUCAUUUUGACGUGGUUGUACAGGGGAAUGGGAGGACCAUGAGGCAGCAGCAGUCUAGGAGUGUGCUCCUGAACCCUCACAGGGAGCAGCAGGUGGUGCUGGAGAUCCUGCCGCGCUUGUUUGUGGACGUGCACACAGAGCGGAGGGUUCAGAGAGACGAGCUGAUGAGUGUCCUGGCUGAUGUGGCCAGCCUCAGGAUCAGAGCUCACCUGAACAGCAGCGUGGAUGGAGUCCUCCGGUUGAGCUCAGUGUCUUUGGCUGUGGCUGACCCCACCUCCAGAAGCUCUACUCCAGCUCCAGAUGUGGAGCAGUGUGAGUGCCCAUGGGGAUAUUCAGGGACUUCCUGUGAGUACUGUAUUUCAGGGUUUUAUCGAGUUGGAGGCAUCCUCUUUGGAGGAAACUGUCUUCAGUGUGAGUGUAAUGAACAUGCCACUGAAUGUGACAUCGAUGGAGUGUGUCUGAGCUGCUCUCACAACACUACAGGACCCCACUGUGACCAGUGCCUGCCAGGUUACUAUGGCGACCCCACGGAGGGCACAGCAGAAGACUGCCAGCGAUGCGCCUGCCCGCUGACACUGGCGUCUAACAACUUCAGUCCUACCUGUUCUCUACAAGGUCCUGGAGAGGUCAUGUGUGACCAGUGUGAGCAGGGUUACACAGGGGCCAAAUGUGAGAGGUGUGCUAAUGGAUAUUAUGGGAACCCCACUGUCCCAGGUCAGAAGUGCUCAGUGUGUGAGUGUAAUGGUAACGUGGACACGUCUGAGCCGGGCCACUGCGACAGUGUAACAGGCGAGUGUCUGAAGUGCGUGCAACACACAUCAGGCCGACACUGCGAGCGCUGUGAAGAUGGUUACUAUGGUGACGCCGUGACAGCAAAGAACUGCCAAGACUGUGGCUGCCAUUCUAACGGCUCAGUGUCCAGUGUGUGUAACAUCAUAACUGGGCAGUGUGAGUGUAAGGCCAGUGUGGUGGGAGACAAGUGUGAACACUGCCAGGUUGGUUUCCAUGGCAUUAACAGUGGUGAUGGCUGCAGGUCAUGUGAAUGCAACCAGUCAGGAUCAGUCUCUGAGGCAUGUGCUGAAGAUGGCCAGUGCCAGUGUAUCGUUGGUGUAUCCGGUGACAAGUGUGACCGCUGCCAGCACGGCUACUACAAUUUUACAAACAACGGCUGCACACCUUGUGACUGCGCUCAUACACACGGAAACUGCAACGCGGAGACAGGAGAGUGUAUCUGUCCACCACACACCAGAGGAGAAAAAUGUGAAAUGUGUGAGGAUGACCACUGGGGUCAUGAUGGAGUGACUGGAUGCAAGCCAUGUAAUUGCAGUGCAGCUGGAUCCAACUCAUCACAGUGUGAUCUGCUGAGUGGUCAGUGUGCAUGCAGGCUACAAUUCACCGGUCAGAAAUGCGACCGCUGCGCUUUAGGUUUCAGGAAUUUCCCAGAGUGCACUGCAUGCAACUGCAACACUAACGGCACUCGUGAAGACUUCUGCAAUGAUGGGCUGGGAGUGUGUGGAUGUGAGGAUCACGGAGUGUGUGUGUGCAAGGAUAAUGUUGGUGGUGGUGGUUGUGAUGAGUGUAAGAGUGGUACGUUUGGUCUGUGGGGACAGAAUCCGGCUGGCUGCAGUCCCUGUUUCUGUUUUGGAGUCUCUUCUGUCUGUGAGGAGCUUGGUGGUCUGGUCAGAGUGCCUAUCACUGUGGGUCGUGAAGCUGAGCAUCUGCAUGUAGUGAGUCAGAGUGACCUGCAGGGGACACUGGAGGGUGUUUACAACACAGAUGGGGAAGUGCUACUGGAUGUGGCUCAGCUCCAAAGUGCCUCCACUCUUGCUGGGCCUUACUAUUGGAGACUGCCUCAGCGCUUCCAGGGCAGCAAGCUGUUGUCUUAUGGAGGUGAGCUCUCAUAUUCUGUGGUCUUUGCUGCUCUGGAUGGGUCGGGUCUGUCCAACUACGAGCCUCAAAUACUGAUGAGAGGAGGUCACCUGAGGAAGCUGGUGAUCUACACAGAUAUGCCUGCUCCAGAGCAUGGCAUCCGCACCACACAGCGUGUCUCUCUUGCUGAGCACAAGUGGAAGUACUUCAACGCGGUGUCUGAGAAAGCUGUGAGCCAUGCAGAUUUCAUGUCCGUCCUGAGCAAUGUGGAAUACAUCAUCAUCAAGGCUUCAUACGGCACUGGCCUCCAGCAGAGCAGAAUCUCAAAUAUCUCCAUGGAGACGGCAGUGGAGGCAGAUGAGGCUCCUGAGGGCACACAGGUGGCCAGGCUUGUGGAGGCAUGUGAAUGCCCUCCUGGUUACGCAGGCCUGUCCUGCCAGGAGUGCGCUCCCGGUUACUACCGACAGUCUGUAUCUGAGCUGAAUAUGAAAGGUAGGAACAGGCCUUUGAUUCAGCCCUGUGUGCCCUGCCAGUGCAACAACCACAGCCUGGCCUGUGACCUGGACACGGGCAAGUGUCUGGGCUGUCAGCACAACACAGCAGGGGAGCACUGUAAUGUGUGUGCUCCAGGUUAUUAUGGCCGGGUGAAGGGAUCCAUCAGUGACUGCUCAAUUUGUGCCUGUCCACUGCAAAGCAACAGUUUCAGCCCUACCUGUGUGCUGGAGGGUGUUGGAGAUUUCCACUGUAAUGCCUGUAAACCAGGCUACGAGGGGCGAUACUGUGAGAGGUGUGCAUUGGGUUACUAUGGCAACCCUUCGGAGCCAGGCGGGAAGUGUGAGGUGUGCCAGUGCAGUGAAACUGGCUCCCUUCACAGCAUAUGUGAUGCACAAACAGGAAAGUGUAUGUGCAAGGCUGGGGUCAGAGGGCACUUGUGUGACCAGUGCGACAACAGAUACGUCCUGUCUGAUGACCAGUGUGUGUCAUGCGACGAUGAAUGCACUGGGGUGCUGCUGGAUGAUGUGGAUGCUAUAGAAGCUUUGUUCCAGUCUCUGAACCUCAGUGGUGUUAUCCUGGCGCCCUACAGCCUGCUGAUCAGCCUAGAGAAUCAGACUCAAGAGCUCCAGACUGCAUUCUCAUCAGAGCAGAACACAACUUAUCAGCUGGGGAACAAAAGAGAAAGGGCUGUAACAAAUCUCAGCCAGCAAGUGGAUGAGCUGCAACAAAAGGCCAUAAAUGUGUCUGCUGUUGGAAACAAUGCCCUUCAGGCCUCUGAAGAAAGGCUUAAUCAAGGAAAAGACCUUCUGGAUCUGAUUUCGAACAUACACGCUGCCAUCCAGGUUGUGGAGGAGGAAGUGGGUAAUCUCAAUAAGACAAUGUGGGAGGAGAUAGAAGAAGGCAACAGCACUACCCUGCUAGAGCAGAUGACUGCCAUGUUGGAAAAGAUGAGGGACAUUGACCUGGCCAACAGCAACAUCACUACUGAAGAAGAACUCAGUGACGCACUGGCUCUGCUCGAGAGCAUACAGAAGGAGAUGGUGGAGCCCUCUAAUCGUAUGGAGACCCUGAAGGAGAACAUCUCUACAGCACUGAACAGACAUAACCAACAGCUCCAAGAAGCCCGAGAGCUCUUGAACACAGCCAAAAGCCAUAACAAUCACACAGAGCAUCUUCUGAAGAACAUUCAUACAAACAUAGAGGAGUUCACGGCCUUGAGGCACAAUGUCAGCAGUCUGAACCAGUCAGUGGAGACCCACAUGGAGGAUGCUCAGGAUCUGCUCACUGAUGCAUUUAACAUUGCUGGAGACAUUCACAACUUCACAGCGAGGCUGGAGGAGACGAAAGACGAGCUGCUGCAGUGGAGUCCUACUCUGAGGAAGCAUGUAGAUUCUCUAGUGAUGGAGCUGACCAAGACAGAUGCUCUGCAGCUAGUCUACAGAGCGGAAGACCACGCCCAAGCCCUCAAAAAAGAGGCACAAGCAGUCUAUAGUACUCUGUCUGGGGUAAGAGAAGCAUCGCAGAACGUCACCAGUGCCUCCCAGGUCAACUCCGACAUCACCACUAACAUCCAACAGGCUGAGGAACUGGCUCUUAUAGCCAAUCAGAAUGCUAGUUCUGCCCUCAACCUGACUCUACAGUCAGAUGAGUCUUUAACUGAACUGGGCAAACGGGCACUUCAGAGAAGCUUCAAAAUUCUUAAUGAAAGUGCAGCUUUGAACAACUACGCUGAAGGGCUUGUACUUAAUGUCAGUGAUGUAAAUAGCAGGCUCAGUGUGGUCAGAGCAAGUGUGGACAACUUUACCCAGCUGCUCCCUGAGACUCUGCAUGUCCUGGGGAACCUGUCCACUGAUGCCAAGGUGCAGGUUCUGGAGGUGAAGCAGCAAACAGAAAAGGCCAAUGCCUCACUGCAGAAGGCUCUAGAUCAUCUGGAUAACUACCGUGUGAAGCUGGAGGAGUCUUCCUCAGCCAUUAGCUCAGCUAACAGCAGUGCCAGGACUGUUAACAGCAUGGUCAAAGACUCAGAGCAGACUGCCAGUGCAGCUGAGUCUAAGCUAAAAGAAGCCCAGCUGAGGACAGAGAGACUUUUUGACAGGCUGAAACCUCUGAAGACGCUGGGAGAGAACUUGAGCAGGAACCUGUCUGAAAUAAAGGAGCUGAUAAACCAGGCCCGCAAGCAAGCAGCCUCGAUUAAAGUUGCUGUGUCAGCAGACCGGGAUUGUGUGCGGGCAUAUAAACCAGAAGUGACCUCAAGCAACUUCAACACUCUCACCCUGACUGUAAAGACAACUGAACCAGGCAACCUGCUCUUCUACAUGGGCAGUAGUUCCAGUGUGGAUUUCAUGGCGCUCGAGAUGAGGCAUGGCAAAGUGUCCUUCCUGUGGGACGCAGGCUCUGGACAUGCUAAGCUGGAGUACCCCGACGUGCAGAUAAACAACAACAAAUGGCACAGGAUUAAUGCCACUCGAUUUGGAAAGCAGGGCUCCCUUACUGUUCAACAAUUGGACUCGGAGCCAAUGCCAACAGUGAAGACCACAGCCCCGGGCUCAGCCACAGUCAUGGAGGUCAGCAAGUCCACCUGGGUGUUCGUGGGAGGCCUGGGUGGACAGGUUAAGAAAUCCCCAGCAGUUAAGAUGUCUCACUUCAAAGGGUGUAUGGGUGAAGCCUCUCUGAAUGAGAAGAACAUCGGCCUGUGGAACUACGCUGAAAGAGAGGGAGGGUGUGGAGGUUGCUUUAUGAGGCCACUGAUGGAGGAGACUUCAUUCUACUUCGAUGGCAGUGGAUAUUCAGUAGUGGAGAAGUCUCUGCGCUCCAUCUCCACAAGUGUUGUCAUGUUCUUCAAAACACUCUCACCCAACGGACUUCUGCUCUAUCUGGCCUCCAAUGGCACCAGAGACUUCUUAUCCAUUGAGCUGGUGGAGGGCAGAGUGCACCUGACCUUUGAAUUGGGCUCUGGACCUCUCACGCUGACCUCUACCAAAACUUACAACACAGGAACCUGGUACAAAAUUGCUCUGCAACGCAACAAGCGCAAAGGCUACCUAGCUGUGAUGGUUGCUGAUAACCCCUCAGAGAGAGAAGUGAUGGAGGCAGAGUCUCCUGGAACUGCCUCAGAUCUGAACCGUUCGGAUCUGGAUCCCAUUUACAUCGGUGGAUUACCUGCAUCUAGACCAAUCAGGAGGCAGGUUGUUGCACGCUCCUAUGUGGGCUGCAUUAAGAAUGUGGAGAUUGCACGCACAAACUUUGACCUGCUGAAGGAGUCCUAUGGCGUGAAGAAAGGAUGUAUCCUAAAGCCCAUCCGUAGUGUGUCCGUGCUGGGUGGGGGAUACAUACAGAUGCCUGCCGUCACUGUGGGUCCUCAGACAGAAAUCAUCAGCAGCUUCUCCAGCAGAAACAGCAGCGGUCUCAUCCUGGCAGGCCUUAACUCACCCUCUGGACGCAAACGCCGCCAUACACAGCAGUCCUUCCUGGUUGUUGUGCUGGCGUCAGGCCGGGUAGAAGUCCACGUGAGCAUGGCAGAAGGAGGAGGUGUGCACAAGGCAGUUAUCAAAUCACGGAACGGCACAUUCAGUGAUGGACAGGAGCACUCCCUCAUCCUGCAGAGGAACAAGAGAACAUUAACAGUGUACGUGGAUGAGGAACAGCAGGAAACAGUACGCCUGGGCUCUGGUGCAGAGAAGGUUUUCACUCUGAGUAACUUCUACAUCGGUGGGGUUCCAGCAGGAGAGACCACCGCAUUGCUUGCCUCCACCACCUCAUUCUAUGGCUGCAUAAGGAACUUGGCUGUGGACAACAUGCUGUUAGACCUUUCGAGUGCAGUGAGGUAUGAGCGAGUGGACAUGGACAGCUGCCUGCUGGAGGAGCGGCCCAGGCGAAUUCUUCUGCCAGACGAGGGCAAUGUAGAGGCAGAGCCCACUGCUGAUCCCAGCCAGCCGCCAUUAUCACCCCCCACUGAGCUCAAUGCUGUCACACCCGGAGCGUCCACUUGUGUUGCCAUGGACCACAUAGAAAGUAUCCCAGAUGCCCACCAGUUUGGACUCUCCAGAAACAGUCACAUGAUCAUCAGCUUCAGGAAUAAGACUGUCAGAUCAAGUUUUACAGUUGAGCUGUCCAUCCGGACGCUCGCUACCAGCGGGAUCCUGUUCUACAUGGCUAAUGCUAACCAGCAGGACUACGCAGUGCUGCAACUGCAGGGUGGACGGCUGCUCUUCUCCUGUGACCUGGGCAAAGGCCCUGCCAUCACCACCUCGCGCACGCAGAUCAGCGAUGGACAGUGGCACACUGUCAGGACAGACUUCAGUAAGAAGAGCACACUGAUCAGUGUUGAUGGAGUAGACUCUGAGCGCACUCCAAUUAAAGGCCACACUCUCGAUGUGGAGGGGAAGCUGUACCUGGGUGGACUGCCCAAGGGCUACAUAGCCAAGAGGAUUGGAAACGUGACCCACAGCAUGGCUGGCUGUAUGCAGAAGAUAAAGUUGAACAGUGCUGAGCUCAGUCUGCAGAACGCAGCUUCAUCCCACCAGACAGACACCUGCUUCAGCUCCGUUCAGGAGGGCUCCUUCUUCAACGGCUCAGGAUACGCUACUUUCAUGAAAGAGGGCUAUUACGUAGGCUCUGAUGUGACAGUGAGUUUGGAGUUUCGCUCCACAGCGCUGGACGGAGUUCUGCUGGGGGUGAGCAGCACAAGGGUGGAUGCCAUUGGACUGGAGCUGCUCAAUGGCCAGGUGGUAUUUAAUGUGAACAACGGUGCUGGACGCUUCUCGGCCGUGUCCAGGAGCAGGGGGCUGCUGUGCGAUGGCCGCUGGCACACCCUGGUGGCUAAAAAGCUGAAACACAGUCUUAGUCUGACCGUGGACGGCUUGACCGUCAGUACAGAGAACCCACACUCUUCAUCCACCUCUGCCGAAACCAAGAACCCCAUCUAUGUUGGUGGAUAUCCAGCUGAUGUGAAGCAGAGCUGUCUGAGCUCCAGAACAUCGUUCCGCGGCUGCAUGCGUAACCUACGCUUCUCUAAAGGUCAUAUUACAGACGUCUUAGACUUUGCAUCAGCCUUCGCCCGGCCAGGUGUCUCGCCACACUCCUGCCCAGCCGCUCCUGCUGCCUGACCUGCUCUAGAACAUUCCACACUCUCUCUCCUCAUGUAAUGAUUGUAUAAAAAGAAAAUGUACUUAAUUUUUAAUAUUUUUUAAAAAUUAAUUUUUAAAAUUUGUAUUUGUGAAACUGAUGCCUCCGAUUCCUGAGGCUCCUUAAAAAUGUUUACUCAAAUGUGUCACUACUCACUUGUUUCUUAAUGAAAUGCAAUAAAGUGCUCAGGAAAUUA